This is a messenger RNA of Cuscuta epithymum, 1698 nucleotides long. NCBI's taxonomy places the organism in Eukaryota, Viridiplantae, Streptophyta, Magnoliopsida, Solanales, Convolvulaceae. The record is from the annotation of a GenBank genome assembly.
GCAAGCCCAACUCGAUUUUUCUGGGAUUUACUUCGCCCUAGAAAGAAACAUGACCUGAUUUCGACAGGAGUAUAUAAGCUCCCUUCGGUAUCCGAAAAAAUUACGUACUACGUAUAUAAUUCUUCGACAUCCAGUUCCAGGUAUUUCAUUUUACUCUCCUCCAUGUAUCAAUUAAAAGAUAUGGCGGGCAGUUUCUGGAUUUUUAUCACUGCGUAAUUAUUAUGGGUACCUUCAGAUUUUCAUUUCAUUAGCUCCACUCCACAGCUCAGUUCUUCAUGUCAUCAGUGCUUAGAUUUCUUCAUUUGGAGUGAUCUGGUUCGAUGUUCGAAUCUGCGUUUGCUAGUUAAUGUGUGUGUAGAACUUUAAAUGUUUGGAGGCAUAAUCUCAGCUUUGAAAAUGACACGCACAUAUUCUCCCUGUUUUUGAUGUUUUUUUAGAAGCUUUUGUUGUUUGUUCUAUUUCAUAAUUUAUAAGAUUAUGCCUUGUUAUUAACCUUAGAUUACAUUUAUUAAAAUUCAACCUUUACUUGAAUAAAUUGCACCUAACUUGAAUAAGACGCACAUUUGAAUCAAUAUUUGUAAAUGUAGAUAACAAAAUUAAGACGCACAUUUGAUUAAAUAUCCAAAUUCAUUGAAAUAGUUAAAAAUGUAGAUGCAAAAUCUUGACGAAAUGUACAACUUCAUUUCGCAAUUGGUUACCCCUUUAUCCACAUCUCCAUUGUCCUCUCUUACUUUCUUAUUAAGUACGGAGUAACAAAUACGAAGUAAGAAUUAAUGGAUGGAGUACGAUACAACUGUUGAUUUUAAGCAUUUCGUUUUCCCAUGUUAAAGUUGUUUCUUCCAUUGACUGAAUAAAAUGUACUACAUAUUAAAUUCUGAGAACUUAAAUGAUAUUGUAGGGAAUCUUAUACGUAGUAUAAGACAUGGUGAGAGUUAGUGUUUUGAACGAUGCUCUCAAGAGCAUGUACAAUGCUGAGAAGAGAGGGAAGCGUCAGGUCAUGAUUAGACCUUCUUCCAAAGUAAUCAUCAAGUUUCUCCUGGUUAUGCAAAAGCAUGGUUACAUUGGAGAGUUUGAGUACGUUGAUGAUCACAGGUCUGGAAAAAUUGUUGUUGAGCUGAAUGGAAGGCUGAAUAAAUGUGGGGUUAUCAGUCCACGUUUUGAUGUUGGUGUCAAAGAUAUUGAAGGUUGGACUGCCAAAUUGCUUCCUUCUAGACAGUUUGGUUACAUCGUGCUGACAACCUCAGCCGGGAUCAUGGACCACGAGGAAGCCAGAAGAAAGAAUGUUGGUGGCAAAGUACUUGGUUUCUUUUACUAGGAUUCGUGUCUCCAUUAGACAGAACCUCCAGUUCUGGUGUGCGUUUUUUGUGUUUUCUGGAAAACAUUAUAUUAUCAAUGUGACUAGUCUUUAGUAAAGACCAGAGGAGAUUCGUAUGUCAACCGUACCUACUCUACCGACACGAGUGGAUCUUGGGUCAAAUGAAUCCAACGGAAUCAAAUAUCCAAAUAUUUGGAUUUGAUUAAUUUACUUGGAAUUUGGAAUAGAAUCAGAUUUGUAAAACAUGUUUGAUACAUUUUGGAUUUGAUUCAAAUAUUUAUAUUGUAAUAUACUCUGUAUGAAGCAGUUUAACCUUAAUUCAUUAUUUUCCUAAUGAAUGAAUGUACAUGAGUUUCAAUCCGUGCCUCCGUGGUCAGUUUCAG